AUGUCUUGCUACGACCUGUGUCCUCCCAACCCCUGCGGGCCUACCCCGCUUGCCAACAGCUGCAACGAGCCCUGCGUCAGGCAGUGCCAGGACUCCCGGGUGGUGAUCCAGCCCUCUCCCGUGGUGGUGACCCUGCCCGGCCCCAUCCUCAGCUCCUUCCCGCAGAACACCGCCGUGGGAUCCUCUGCAUCCGCAGCUGUGGGGGAUGCCCUCAGCAUUGGGGGAGUCCCCAUCUUCUCCAGUAACUCCUCUGGACUUGGGAGCCUUGCCUAUUCAGGUUUAGGCAGCCUUUAUGGGAGGCCGUACCACCAGUACAACCCCCGUGGGAGCUGCAGGCCAUGCUAA
This is a messenger RNA of Struthio camelus australis, 345 nucleotides long. NCBI's taxonomy places the organism in Eukaryota, Metazoa, Chordata, Aves, Struthioniformes, Struthionidae. The record is from RefSeq and is a predicted model, not a curated record.